Xenopus laevis (African clawed frog) is the source of this 1624-nucleotide messenger RNA. It is a transcript of the gene ankrd46.S, whose product is annotated as ankyrin repeat domain 46 S homeolog. The record is from RefSeq and is a predicted model, not a curated record. The transcript is spliced from 6 exons. Lineage: Eukaryota; Metazoa; Chordata; Amphibia; Anura; Pipidae. Bases 311 to 1072 code for a protein of 253 amino acids.
CCCUCCCUGCACUGUCCUUGAUUGGCCAGCAGAUGGCGCCUGAUAUUGGGGGAUAACAAAUGAUAUGUGUUGCGGGGUUGUCUGGAUCGUGUCUGCCGUGACGUUCCCUGGAAUCGUUUAGUCUCGCACCGUGGGAGCAGCGAUAUUCAACCUGUACAUCUACAGCUGAAGGCGAGUAUCCGUGGGACGCUGGGAGUUGUAGUUCAACAGCUGAAGGUGUCCAAGCAUAUUCCACUUUACUGAGCUGGUCAGAACCAAGCUGGUCCUUUUAUCAUCACAGCUACAGGUAGAGCUUGUAAAAGGUACAGCCAUGUCCUAUGUUUUUGUGAACGACUCGUCCCAGACCAACGUCCCUCUGUUGCAAGCAUGCAUUGAUGGGGAUUUCAACUACUCCAAGCGCCUGCUGGAGAGCGGCUUUGACCCCAACAUCCGUGAGAGCCGUGGCCGAACAGGUCUUCACCUGGCUGCCGCCCGUGGGAAUGUGGAUAUCUGUCAGCUGCUGCACAAGUUUGGUGCUGAUCUGCUGGCUACUGAUUAUCAGGGCAACACGGCCCUUCAUCUUUGUGGCCAUGUGGAUACCAUUCAAUUCCUUGUUUCCAAUGGACUGAAAAUAGAUAUUUGCAAUCACCAAGGGGCCACAACACUCAUCCUAGCCAAGCGCAGGGGAGUGAACAAAGAAGUGAUCCGCAUGCUGGAGUCCCUGGAGGAGCAAGAAGUGAAAGGCUUCAAUAGGGGCACUCACUCCAAGAUGGAGACCCUGCAGACGGCGGAAAGUGAACAGUAUGUCCAAUGCUCUGAGCUCCUAAUGGAAAAGGGACACAACACUCUGUCGGAAGGAUCCCCUGAGGAAGAUUGUGCAAUGGAAAGUCACUCCCUCCUGAAUCCAAACCUACAGCAGGGCGAAGGGGUCCUCUCAAGCUUCCGCACCACUUGGCAGGAAUUUGUGGAGGACCUGGGUUUCUGGAGAGUUCUUCUCCUGCUCCUCGUCAUUGCUCUUCUUUCUCUGGGUAUAGCCUACUAUGUUAGCGGUGUGCUGCCCUUUGUGGAAAAUCAGCCAGAACUAGUGCAUUAGAGAGAGGUAGAAACCUUUCUUUACAACCAACCUGUUUUAAUGCAGUGGAAAAUUGUAUGUGCUGCAUAAAUAUAUAUAGAUAUAUAUCUCUCAAACCAAUUUCCGGCCCCGUUUUGGAACUCUGUGCAUUCCGAAUCGUUUUCAGGACAUCUUGGAUGGAAUGUGUCUUUGUGGUCUUCAAACAUGUAGUAGGACAUCCCUCCCAUUAGUUGGUAUAAGCAAAAUGGCUGCUUUGUAAGGCUGUUGUUGGGGCAGGGAAACCCCAUUUGUCCAUCUAUGAAGAAUAAAAUCCACAAUGUUUCUAAAAUGCUGGCAAGUAGACAAAAUGGCCAUUCCAAAUUGCUAAGUGGUUUGAUGAAUAUUUAUCCAUAGGUUGAACUCAUUUCCCAGUAAGUAUAAUUACUGCUCACAAGUGUUAUUUCUCUAUUUCAGCCUUUUUUUUUUUUUGUCGUCACACCAUUUCCAACUAUUUGUACGGUUGUUUAUGACGAGUAUUGGAAGCUUAAUGCUGUCAAUCAUUUGUAAAUAAUGUAACUAUUAAUGUGUUUUGCG